This is a messenger RNA of Oncorhynchus gorbuscha (pink salmon), 2518 nucleotides long. RefSeq names its product alpha-tocopherol transfer protein-like. The transcript is spliced from 6 exons. Lineage: Eukaryota; Metazoa; Chordata; Actinopteri; Salmoniformes; Salmonidae. Gene Ontology annotation, cellular component: membrane. The record is from RefSeq and is a predicted model, not a curated record. Bases 230 to 1282 code for a protein of 350 amino acids. Gene Ontology annotation, molecular function: phosphatidylinositol bisphosphate binding.
UACGAUACAGCCAAUUUUGUCUGUGGCUGUGGUAACUAGUGGAAACCCAGAAAUGUUGGUUUGUUGUGGGCAGCUUCUGUUUUGAUUUACUAAGCAUUCGUCUGGAGGACACUUUUGACUCUGAAAAUACAAAAAAAAACAUCGUCAUACUGGUUGGUAUUCAGAAUCCGCAGUGGCUUGCAAGCACAGCUUCUCGAGUGCAGCGCGGUCAAAAGCAGAAUUGGCCAAAAUGAUGUCUGAGGAAAGUGCACCUAUGAGGCACAUUGAUCUUGGGUCUCCUCCUGCUCUGGAACCACCAGCGGCUGGUUACAGGUUCCCCGGCCCUCCGCCACCCAUCUACUCCUGCACUCUGACCCCUGAGCUGGUAGCCAAAGCCCGGGAGGAGCUACAGGAGAAGCCCGAGUGGAGGCUGAGAGACGUGCAGGCCCUUAGGGACAUGGUGCUGAAGGAGCAGCCUAACCUCCGGACCAGGCUGGACGAUGCCUUCCUCCUGCGCUUCCUACGGGCCAGGAAGUUUGACUAUGACCGUGCCAUGCAGCUUCUCCUUAACUACCAUACCAGUCGGCGGGCCUGGCCUGAGGUCUUCCAGGACCUGAAACCUUCCACUAUCAAACAUGUGUUAGACCUGGGCUUCCUCACUGUCCUGCCCCAUCCAGACCCUAAUGGACGCUACAUCCUCUGUCUCAGACCUGGAAAAUGGAAAGCGAAUGAUUAUCCAUUUGAGGACAACAUCCGGGCAAUUUACCUGACUCUGGAGAAGCUGAUUCAGCCAGAGGAGACUCAGGUUAAUGGGAUCGUCAUUUUAGCAGACUACACUGGGGUGGGCUUGUCUCAGGCAUCCAAUCCGGGCCCAUUCCUGGCCAAGAAGGUUGUCAGCAUCCUUCAGGAUAGCUUCCCAAUAAGAAUCAAGGCUGUUAACAUCAUAAAUGAACCCCGGAUUUUCAAAGGGAUCUUUGCAAUAAUCAAGCCUUUUUUGAAGGAGAAGAUGGCAGAGAGGUACGUUCUCCAUGGGUCAGACCUGCACUCUCUGCACCGCAACAUCCCUCGAUCCGUCCUGCCAGAGGAGUAUGGUGGGGUAGCCGGCCACCUCGACAUGUCAGCCUGGUCGAAGACAUUACUGGACUCGGAGGAGGAGUUUAUAGUGGAGUUCUGCCAGCCAGAUCCUCUAGAGGGCGUAGUUCUCCCAAACUCCAUGCUGUAUGAAGGGCAGCAGCCUGGUGGUGCUGCCCAGGAUGAUGACACCUUCAGGGGUCUACGCUCUCAGCUCUACUACUGUUACUGAUACUGACCAUCACCUCUCUCUCGUUUAACUACUGUGAGGACACUAGCCUGGUCCCAGAUGUGUUUGUGCUGUCUUACCAACGCCUAUAGUCUUUUAUGUGACAAUGGCCAUAGGAGUUGGUUAAACAGCACAACUAUAUCUGGGACUAGGCUAUGAGAACACUACUGUUUCUUUUGAAACAUUUAUCUAUGUUUUAUCAUGGUCCCAUGGGGCAAGUUUUCAAUGUUAUUUAGUAGAAAUCACUACAGGAGGAGCUAAAUAGUCGUCUGGGCCCAUAUUCAAAAAGCGUCUCAGAGUAGGUGUGCUGAUAUAGGAUUGGUUUUUACCUUUGAGAUCAUAAUUAAUACAAUAUAUGGACAUGGGAGACGCUUUACGAGUUCAGGGCCUGCUACAUGGCCAAGCAUAAGGCAGCUUCAGGUUCUGGCAAAGAUGCUUAAUAGGAGCUGCCUAUCGGUUUCAAACCAUUUCCAGUGUUACAUUUAUUUCCUAUAGAGGAAGACGAUCAACUGUGCCCAUUUAAAAUGCCACUCACUUCCGCUUUCUCCUUAAUUUCUCAGAAUACAUGUACUGAGGCUGUUCCUGUUAGACUUCCUCUGCAUGGUUGUAUUCAAACACCAUGUUGUAGCCUUACUGGAUCCAUACUUUGCCUUAAUCUAUUUUCGAUGAUGAUAGAUGUGCAAGGGGUUAUGAAUGGGAUUUAAUUUGUAACCAUGCAAGGUUGCCACUUUUAUCCAAAGCAACUUACAGUGCAAUGAGUGGAUAGCCUACAAUUUUAGCAUGUGUAUGUGAUCCCUGCAGGAAUUGAAACCAGUGAUGAACUUGCAAUCGGUGGUGUCACGCUCUUACUAACUGAGCCACUCAAGACCUGUAAUGUCUGAGUUACUGAGAGCCCUAGCCUACAGUAUGACAUGUGCAUUCGUUCUUAUUAAGACACAUUUUACUAGUCCUGAUCAUUUAAUACAGCCUGGCUUCAAGGACGUGACAUAGUAAACAUAAAUCUGUGACACUAGAAUUAUAGUAGUAUGAUAUGUUACAUUUGGUAUGGUUACAUAAGACAGAAGGUUACUUAAGCCAAAAACUAAAGUGGGGAGGAUGGGUAGGCGUAUAACGCAAACGUCUAGCAACCCAAAGGUUACAUGUAUCGAACCACAUCACAGACAACUUUAGCAACUUUGCAACUACUUAGCAUGUUCGAUAGCUAACCAUUCCCCUAAACUUAACCCUAACCUCUAGCCU